GAGCCGAAACGAAACCGAAACAAAAGGCAGAGCGGUAGCAUUUAAAGGGAGAACCGGUGCCGUGAAGCGUUAUCUUAUCACUCAAAUUUAGCUUCGGCACCGUCUGUGUUUCUCUCAUCUCAGCCAUUUCACUUUCCCUGUGAUGGACGCCGAUCCUCCUCAACUUGAUGAUCAUUUGGAACCUUUCAGGGUUUCUGUGAAUCAAAUUCUCACCACAGUCAACAAGCUUGAGAAGCAAGUGACUGAGGUUGAACAGUUCUAUGAAUCCACUGAUAAUGUUCAAGGUAAUAACUCUAAAGGUGGCUCACUUGCAAAAGAGAAGGGCAGGGAGAAGCAUAUUACUGGUACCAAAAAGCCACUGCAAGAUGCAUCACAUACAGAAGCUUCUUCUGCAAAGAGAAUGCAAGAGCUUAUGCGCCAAUUUUCCACAAUAUUGCGUCAGAUAACUCAGCAUAAAUGGGCUUGGCCAUUCAUGGAUCCUGUAGAUGUAGAAGGUCUUGGGCUUCAUGACUAUUAUGAGAUUAUUGAUAAGCCUAUGGAUUUUGGUACAAUAAAAAGCAAAAUGGAAGCUAAGGAUGGCACAGGAUAUAAUAAUGUCCGGGAGAUCUAUGCGGAUGUAAGGUUGAUAUUCAAGAAUGCAAUGAAAUACAACAAUGAAAAAAAUGAUGUCCAUGUUAUGGCAAAGACCUUGCUGGAAAAAUUUGAGGAAAAAUGGCUGCAACUUUUACCUAAAGUUGCUGAGGAGGAAAAGAGACAAUUAGAGGAAGAAGCACAGGCACAACUAGACAUUCAGCUUGCUCUGGAGACCACUUAUGCCAAUAAGGCCAAGGAUAUAAGUACUGAGCUUUGUGAGAUUGAUAUGCAUUUGAAGAGUCUCAAAGAAAUGGUGAUUCAACAGUGCAGGAAACUGUCUACUCAAGAGAAGAAAAUGCUCAUGUCAGCUCUUGGUAAAUUGUCUUUGGAAAACCUCUAUAGGGCGUUGGAUAUAAUUGCCGAGACUAACCCAAUGUUCCAACCUUCUUCUACUGAAGAUGUGGUCCUUGACUUAGAUGCUCAGAGUGACUACACUCUAUGGAGGUUAAAGGCUUUUGUAAAAGAUUCACUAGAAGAGCAAGUAAAGGUCAAUGCAGGCGCAGGUAUUAAUCCUAAUGAUAACCCUGAUGACAAGAAAAACAAGAAGAGGCGAGAUUCUGGUGAUUCUUCGGGCAAGACAAACCCAAAAAGGAAGAAACUAUCUACAUUGUGAUUCAUUAGUUGCAACAUAAGAGACAUUAGUUUAGUGUGAUUGAGUUAAAGUUGCUGAAGACAAUGAGUUGGACAAUAAUGCAAUUGGAACAAUCUGGAAAUCCUUCUAUAGAUAUUCACUGCUAUGUUGAUGAUGCCAAUAAAAUUCCUUAAUUUACAACAUUGUUUGGCCUCAAGUGUGCUUUGUAGGAACUAGGAAGCGAAACCUUUGCAAUUCCAUGAACAUAAUGGAAAUCGUUUACCCGUUGGGUCUAGUUAGUGUUAUCUUGUUCUGAGGAUAUUCUCUAAUUCUCAAGAUUUGAGACAUCUAUGCCUGCAAAUGGUUAGUUACUAUAUGCGUAGAAAGAAAAUCCACGUCGUGGCCAUUAAAUGUGCAGAAGCAUAGGAAAAACUGAAAAAGCUUGCACAAGCACAAGUACCUUAAUGGAGCAGCUUAGAUCACUAAAUUGUAGGGACCUCAAUAUCAUUUUUUAUUUGUUGGCAACAUAUUUGUAUUUGUUAAGAGUUGUGAUGAGAUAUAAACUCGACUUGUACAUGUGAUUCUGGAUGCUUUUUAUUUUUGUUAUCCGUAUGAAUGGAAGAUAAUGUGUGGAGGUUUAUAAUAA
Molecule: messenger RNA, 1850 nt
Organism: Glycine soja
Lineage: Eukaryota; Viridiplantae; Streptophyta; Magnoliopsida; Fabales; Fabaceae
Product: transcription factor GTE1-like
Exons: 8
Coding region: 143-1246 (367 amino acids)
Molecular function (GO): protein binding
Source: RefSeq, a predicted model, not a curated record